Hippopotamus amphibius kiboko is the source of this 7323-nucleotide messenger RNA. RefSeq names its product mucin-3A-like. Lineage: Eukaryota; Metazoa; Chordata; Mammalia; Artiodactyla; Hippopotamidae. The transcript has 29 exons. The coding region runs from base 1 to 7323 and encodes 2440 amino acids. The record is from RefSeq and is a predicted model, not a curated record.
AUGCUCAGCCCGCAGGCCCAGCAGGGCAGAGAACUUCCAGCUGGUGCUGCCGUGCACACCGUGCCGCCUCCCCGCUGCUGUCCCCAGUGCCGGCGCUGGCCCUGCUCCCCGCCUCCGCGGCACCGGACCCAUGCAGCUGCUCAGGGUCCUCCUCCUCCUCUGGAUGCUCAGGGUCUCCCUGGCGGCCACAGCAACCCCCCACACUCCAUAGGCACAGCAAGGUGGCCACUGAAUACCCCCAAAACUUCUCCCACUCCUGACACUAGAGAAAACUUACCUGUGACGGUCAUCACCUCUCCCCACCUGAAAUCCAUUCCUGAAACAUUGCUCAAAUCACCAGUCAAUUCCAACACCUCAACAAUCCCCACGUCCAAGUUUGUCUUCAAGGUUGAAACCACUCCACCUAUGGUGAUUGUCUAUACAGGUACAACAGAGUGCAUUAGUUCAACCAACUUUAUUAUCACCACCAUGUACCCCACCACCACCUGCAUGGCACAGACCCAAGUGUCCUUCACCAGCUCUUACACCACCAUGCCUGUGACACAGAAGCCACGGGGAACCACCACCAGUAUUUAUCCUGUGGCAACUACCAAGACAGUCACCUCAGCCGUGACCAAUUUUCCCAGUAUCACCACCUCGGGGAAAACUCCCACAACCAAGGGCCAAAUAUCUUCCAUUGACAUAGAUACCACCACAACUCUAGAUACUCUGACUAAUGUCACAAGAAGCACUAGCUCAACAACUGCAAGGGGUACCUCUCAUCCUUCAAUCACAUCAUUUGCCACUCCCACGAGCAAUGCAUAUUCUACUGCAUCCACCACCUCUACUCCCGUGGCCACUAAUACCGUGACAUCGUCCACGAGUGUGUCUCAGUCCUCUCCACCUGCCACAACCACAGAGCCAGGCUCCACUUUGGCCACAAACACGAGCCCCUUGUCCACCCUGAUUAGCACAACCUCCGCUACCCACACCGCUUCCAUCCUUUCGUCUCCAAGUACCCCCACCAGGUCCACAGCUGAAACCGACACUUCCACGGCCACUGCAGCCGCUACCACCUCCAUCACAGGCACUUUGACUACUGCCUCCACUCAGGAAACCACCCCGGGAGCGACCACUCACCUGGUCACCAUACCCAUCCCGACCACACCAGAAAGCUCUUCGGUCCUCACCUCUUCAACCAUCCUCGCCACCGGCAGCACAGCCACAUCUGCUUCCACCUCAUCUCUCCCUGCCUCUACCAUUGUGCAGACGUCCACAACAACACCGCCAUCCUCUGUGAGUGCCACAGCCCCUACCAGGACUCCAGCCACCACUGAAUCCCCUUCGACCAGCACCACUCUUCCAUGGACCUCCGCAACAGACCUCAGCUCCACACUCCCUCUUUCCAGCACUUCACCCAUGCCCACAGAUAUCAACCCAUCAUCCCCCACCACCCACAACAGAGGCACAACAUCCAGUGUCAUCUCAACCUCCGCCACCAUGCCUAGUGUGACAUCCAUGUACACAAGAAACCACCCCGGGAGCGACCACUCACCUGGUCACCAUACCCAUCCCGACCACACCAGAAAGCUCUUCGGUCCUCACCUCUUCAACCAUCCUCGCCACCGGCAGCACAGCCACAUCUGCUUCCACCUCAUCUCUCCCUGCCUCUACCGUUGUGCAGACGUCCACAACAACACCGCCAUCCUCUCCGCUACCACCUCCAUCACAGGCACUUUGACUACUGCCUCCACUCAGGAAACCGCCCCAGGAGCGACCACUCACCUGGUCACCAUACCCAUCCCGACCACACCAGAAAGCUCUUCGGUCCUCACCUCUUCAACCAUCCUCGCCACCGGCAGCACAGCCACAUCUGCUUCCACCUCAUCUCUCCCUGCCUCUACCAUUGUGCAGACGUCCACAACAACACCGCCAUCCUCUGUGAGUGCCACAGCCCCUACCAGGACUCCAGCCACCACUGAAUCCCCUUCGACCAGCACCACUCUUCCAUGGACCUCCGCAACAGACCUCAGCUCCACACUCCCUCUUUCCAGCACUUCACCCAUGCCCACAGAUAUCAACCCAUCAUCCCCCACCACCCACAACAGAGGCACAACAUCCAGUGUCAUCUCAACCUCCGCCACCAUGCCUAGUGUGACAUCCAUGUACACGAGUACCCCCCGCUCGGGGACUCCCUUCCCCUCCACAAGCAUUCCAGCCACAUCUGUGGGGUCCUCUUCCAUGUCUCCCAGCACUAGCAUGGCCACUCAGACACAGAGUACCACCUCACCUGCAACCAGCAACAAUGCUCCCCUCCUGACCACUGUGGCUCCUUUCGGUGACACCUCUACACAGUCUCUCAUGGCAGGGGGAAACCACCCCGGGAGCGACCACUCACCUGGUCACCAUACCCAUCCCGACCACACCAGAAAGCUCUUCGGUCCUCACCUCUUCAACCAUCCUCGCCACCGGCAGCACAGCCACAUCUGCUUCCACCUCAUCUCUCCCUGCCUCUACCGUUGUGCAGACGUCCACAACAACACCGCCAUCCUCUGGGGUACCUCUCAUCCUUCAGUCACAUCAUUUGCCACUCCCACGAGCAAUGCAUAUUCUACUGCAUCCACCACCUCUACUCCCGUGGCCACUAAUACCGUGACAUCGUCCACGAGUGUGUCUCAGUCCUCUCCACCUGCCACAACCACAGAGCCAGGCUCCACUUUGGCCACAAACACGAGCCCCUUGUCCACCCUGAUUAGCACAACCUCCGCUACCCACACCGCUUCCAUCCUUUCGUCUCCGACAAGUACCCCCACCAGGUCCACAGCUGAAACUGACACUUCCACGGCCACUGCAGCCGCUACCACCUCCAUCACAGGCACUUUGACUACUGCCUCCACUCAGGAAACCACCCCGGGAGCGACCACUCACCUGGUCACCAUACCCAUCCCGACCACACCAGAAAGCUCUUCGGUCCUCACCUCUUCAACCAUCCUCGCCACCGGCAGCACAGCCACAUCUGCUUCCACCUCAUCUCUCCCUGCCUCUACCGUUGUGCAGACGUCCACAACAACACCGCCAUCCUCUGUGAGUGCCACAGCCCCUACCAGGACUCCAGCCACCACUGAAUCCCCUUCGACCAGUACCACUCUUCCAUGGACCUCCGCAACAGACCUCAGCUCCACACUCCCUCUUUCCAGCACUUCACCCAUGCCCACAGAUAUCAACCCAUCAUCCCCCACCACCCACAACAGAGGCACAACAUCCAGUGUCAUCUCAACCUCCGCCACCAUGCCUAGUGUGACAUCCAUGUACACGAGAAACCACCCCGGGAGCGACCACUCACCUGGUCACCAUACCCAUCCCGACCACACCAGAAAGCUCUUCGGUCCUCACCUCUUCAACCAUCCUCGCCACCGGCAGCACAGCCACAUCUGCUUCCACCUCAUCUCUCCCUGCCUCUACCGUUGUGCAGACGUCCACAACAACACCGCCAUCCUCUGGGGUACCUCUCAUCCUUCAAUCACAUCAUUUGCCACUCCCACGAGCAAUGCAUAUUCUACUGCAUCCACCACCUCUACUCCCGUGGCCACUAAUACCGUGACAUCGUCCACGAGUGUGUCUCAGUCCUCUCCACCUGCCACAACCACAGAGCCAGGCUCCACUUUGGCCACAAACACGAGCCCCUUGUCCACCCUGAUUAGCACAACCUCCGCUACCCACACCGCUUCCAUCCUUUCGUCUCCGACAAGUACCCCCACCAGAUCCACAGCUGAAACUGACACUUCCACGGCCACUGCAGCCGCUACCACCUCCAUCACAGGCACUUUGACUACUGCCUCCACUCAGGAAACCACCCCGGGAGCGACCACUCACCUGGUCACCAUACCCAUCCCGACCACACCAGAAAGCUCUUCGGUCCUCACCUCUUCAACCAUCCUCGCCACCGGCAGCACAGCCACAUCUGCUUCCACCUCAUCUCUCCCUGCCUCUACCGUUGUGCAGACGUCCACAACAACACCGCCAUCCUCUCACAACCUCCGCUACCCACACCGCUUCCAUCCUUUCGUCUCCGACAACCGCUACCACCUCCAUCACAGGCACUUUGACUACUGCCUCCACUCAGGAAACCACCCCGGGAGCGACCACUCACCUGGUCACCAUACCCAUCCCGACCACACCAGAAAGCUCUUCGGUCCUCACCUCUUCAACCAUCCUCGCCACCGGCAGCACAGCCACAUCUGCUUCCACCUCAUCUCUCCCUGCCUCUACCGUUGUGCAGACGUCCACAACAACACCGCCAUCCUCUGGGGUACCUCUCAUCCUUCAGUCACAUCAUUUGCCACUCCCACGAGCAAUGCAUAUUCUACUGCAUCCACCACCUCUACUCCCGUGGCCACUAAUACCGUGACAUCGUCCACGAGUGUGUCCCAGUCCUCUCCACCUGCCACAACCACAGAGCCAGGCUCCACUUUGGCCACAAACACGAGCCCCUUGUCCACCCUGAUUAGCACAACCUCCGCUACCCACACCGCUUCCAUCCUUUCGUCUCCGACAAGAAACCACCCCGGGAGCGACCACUCACCUGGUCACCAUACCCAUCCCGACCACACCAGAAAGCUCUUCGGUCCUCACCUCUUCAACCAUCCUCGCCACCGGCAGCACAGCCACAUCUGCUUCCACCUCAUCUCUCCCUGCCUCUACCGUUGUGCAGACGUCCACAACAACACCGCCAUCCUCUAUAUCAACCCAUCAUCCCCCACCACCCACAACAGAGGCACAACAUCCAGUGUCAUCUCAACCUCCGCCACCAUGCCUAGUGUGACAUCCAUGUACACGAAGCCAGGCUCCACUUUGGCCACAAACACGAGCCCCUUGUCCACCCUGAUUAGCACAACCUCCGCUACCCACACCGCUUCCAUCCUUUCGUCUCCGACAAGUACCCCCACCAGGUCCACAGCUGAAACCGACACUUCCACGGCCACUGCAGCCACUACCACCUCCAUCACAGGGGGUACCUCUCAUCCUUCAGUCACAUCAUUUGCCACUCCCACGAGCAAUGCAUAUUCUACUGCAUCCACCACCUCUACUCCCGUGGCCACUAAUACCGUGACAUCGUCCACGAAGAAGUCCAGAAAGCACUUUAGUCCUCAUCCCUGCACUCAGCUACUUAAGUGGCAGCACCGCCACAUCUGCAUUUACCGCAUCCCUCCCUGCCUCUUCUAUCAUGCGGACAUCGACAACUAUGCCACCAUCAUCUGUGACACCUCACCCUCCCCUACAAAUAUCAUUCCAUCUUCCCCUACCCUCCACAAUACAGACACAACAUUUGGUAAUGUCACCACCUCAUUCACCAUGCCUGCUCUGACUUCCAUUUUCACCGAAGCACUAAAGACUGGGACCACAAACAUGGUAACAACACCCACCUCGAUAAGAGCUCUGAGUACCUCAAGUGUUUCUACAUCCUCACCUUUCCCUGGGUUAAGUACUUCUACUAGUGCGAUAAGUACCCCUUUUAGUACCAUCAUCUCCUCUUCAAUACCCGCAAUAACAAUAUCAUCUCUAUCUUCCUUUAGCACAAGUUCAAUGGUCUCUAUGACAAGUAAUUCUUUUCCUACCUCCUCUCGUAUGUCCAGUGCAGAAAACACAGGGUCUUCUUCUGGCACUGCUUUUCCUUCUCUUUCAUCAUCUGAACCUACCAGAACUUCUCCCACCAUGUCUUCCCUAAUGACCUCUCCUACCCAAACCACCACCAUGUUGACUCUUGCUUCCACUACCCAAUGUCCGGAAUCAAUAUCGGUUACAAUAGUGUCUGCUUCUCCCACUACACCAUGUACAGAGGUGGGUCCAAAUCCUGAAGUUACUGCUCCAGUCACCAUCCCAUUAUCAGUUUUUACCUCUGCUACUGAGAUGGCCACCUCUCCCAGUUCCACCAUUAGGACAACUGUGUUCCCUGCAAAAACGGACACUUCUACAUCCAUUCUGGAAACUGACCCCACCAACAUGACAGAUGCUGCCAGUUCUGUCAGCCCUGGAACCACCCCCGUUAACACGGAUUUCACCAGCACACAAAGACCCACCAGUGGGACCCAGAUCAGCUCCAACUUUGUAACCACCUCCCACAUGGCCAGCUUCACGAGCCCCCCAGAGACCCUGAAACCGAGUAGCAGCUUUUCAACUGCCAUGAUGACUUCAAGCAAGUUGACACACCCCACCUCACCCAUCACCAGCACUCCAGGGAGGCCGGUAAUUACCACCAAGACCCUCUCCACCCUUCCGUCAUCUAGCACAACUUCGACCACGACUCAGAUGACCACACCGUCUAGCUUGAUCACAACACCAGGCAUUUGUUACCAUGGUGGCACCUGGAUGCAGGGCAAGUGCUUAUGCCCCAGCACUUUCUCUGGCUCCCACUGCGAGUUUGCUGUGGAACAGAUAGAUCUGGACACAGUGGAAGCGGAAGUGGGCAUGGAGGUGUCUGUCGACCAAGAGUUCUCCCAUGACCUCAGUGACAACACUUCUAAGGCCUACAGGGAUUUCACGAACACCUUCCGGGAUCAGAUGAAGAAGGUUUACCAAAAUGUGCAGGGCUUCAAGGAGGUGGUGAUCCUUUCUCUGAGGAAUGGCAGCAUUGUGGUGGACUAUCUGGUCCAGGUGGAGUUACCCUUCAGCGUCCAGCUAGAGAGCGAGUAUGAGAAGGUGAAAGUGGCCUUGAAGGAGGAGCUCCAGAAUGUCAGCCAGGACGCGGACAGCUGCCAGAAUGACCAAGUCCUGUGUUUUAAGCCUGACUCCAUCAAGGUGAACAACAACACCAGGACAGAGCUGACCCCGGAAGCCAUCUGUCGCCGCGCUGCUGCCCCGGGCUACGAGGAUUUCUACUUCCCCCUGCUGGAGGAGAACAAGCUCCGCUGUGGCACCAAAUGCACGGCGGGCGUGGACGGCGCCUUGGACUGUCAUCAGGGCCAGUGCGUUCUGCAGAAGAGCGGUCCUGCCUGCCGCUGCUUCUCCACGGACACGCACUGGUUCUCGGGCCCGCGCUGCGAGGUGGCCAUCUCCUGGAAGGCGCUGGUGGGAGGCCUGGCGGGGGCCGCGGCGCUGCUGCUGCUGCUGCUGCUGGUGGCGCUGGGCAUCUUCGUCGCGCGCUCCCGGAGGAGGGGCGGCCAAGGCGGAGGCCGGUCCUGGGACGACAGGAAGUGGUUAGAGACCUGGGAUGAGAACACCACCGGGUCUUUUUCUAACUCGGGCUUCGAGGAUGACGGAACAUAUAAGAACUUCCAUGUGGCCUUGGAGAAUGUGGACACUAAUGUGAAGGUGCACUUCGAGAAACCUGCGGUGACCUCACUGUGA